This is a messenger RNA of Helobdella robusta, 576 nucleotides long. RefSeq lists its product as hypothetical. The record is from RefSeq and is a predicted model, not a curated record. NCBI's taxonomy places the organism in Eukaryota, Metazoa, Annelida, Clitellata, Rhynchobdellida, Glossiphoniidae. The coding region runs from base 1 to 576 and encodes 191 amino acids. The transcript is spliced from 4 exons.
AUGAUUAUAAAUUUUUGUUUACUUAGUCACAAAGAUGCGAAGAAACUCUUAAAAGCCCAGAAGCAUCGAGAAAAAUUUCUACAACAUCUUCCUCCACAAUUUUACACCUUUUUUAUUUUAUCUUUCGCUCUCUUUCUCAUCAUCAGCGUCGAUAAGAUCAUCAUCAAUUACGCCAUCAAUUACACCAUAAUAAUCAUCAUCAUCAACAACAAGAUCAUCACCAUGACCCAAUCAACAAUGACCACCUUUUUCACCUUUCAUCUCUUCAUAUUCAUCUUCCUCCUCCUCAUCAUCGGCCAUCAGCAUCACGUGACUCGCGGUCAGAGCAUUCACUUCAGUAGAAGCUGGCAACCUGGUAAACGCGGAGAGGCGAACGAGGCAGAUGACGUCAUAAUAAAGACCGCCCCCAGGCUGAUGAUUGACAGGUCGACCGACAGUCACGUGAUGAGUCAAACGUGCUGGAAGAUGGCUUACAUGGCAAAAGUUCUCGAAAAUUAUUUGCAAAAAGUUGAGUUAGAAUGCCUCGGGACCGUAAACAAGAAAACAGAGAACAGCAACGUAGAUGUGUUGCCAUGA